Lasiosphaeria miniovina is the source of this 363-nucleotide messenger RNA. RefSeq lists its product as uncharacterized. The record is from RefSeq and is a predicted model, not a curated record. Bases 1 to 363 code for a protein of 120 amino acids. The transcript is spliced from 4 exons. Lineage: Eukaryota; Fungi; Ascomycota; Sordariomycetes; Sordariales; Lasiosphaeriaceae.
AUGGCGAUAGUGAUUCGGGACCGUCGGUGGAGGGCCGGAGAAGCCAGCGUGCUGAUUGCUCGGGCGCGGAGGGGAUCCAGUGUGAGGAGAGCCGGGUUUGGUUGUUGGGCGGUCGAAAUGGUUGAGAUGGUCGAGAUGGCCGAGGCAGAAGCUCAAGUCUUCGUCUGCUGGUCUGUUCUGUCGUUUGGUCUGUCGUUUGGUCUGAGGGAGAGCGCUAGACGUGGGGAGGAGGAGGCUGCCUUAUCUCGCGGACAGGCUGGAAGGCGGGCCCCUCUAGGACUUGUGGGGCGUAAAGUUGGCGAGGUACAAGGCACAAGCACCAGAUACAAGGGAGGCAGCCAGCGUGCCGCACGCUACGGCUGA